UGUGGUUGUACGUCAGGGUUUCCUAGAAUUUGGAUUGGCGGAGUCGUCUGUGGAUUUUUUGUCUUAAAUUUUGUGGACAGUCGGAGCGAGAGCCUAGAGGGCCGGGGUGCCGAGAGAAAAAUAAAUAUUAAAAAUUAAAUAAAUAAACUAUACAAAAACAACAAGAGACUUGCCAGUUGUAUCGAAGAGCGACGCAGCGAGGCUGUUUGAGUGAAAGAGACUGAGAAUAAACGAAGGAAAGAGGGUCGAAGCUGCGUUGGGAAGUGUAUAGAUUCCCUCGGCCAUGAACUCGAACGUGGAGAACCUGCCCCCCCACGUCAUCCGGCUGGUUUACAAGGAGGUGUCGUCCCUCGCUGCCGACCCCCCCGAGGGGGUGAAGAUCUACCCCAACGAGGAGGACCUGAGCGACCUGCAUGCCUCCAUCGAGGGACCAGAGGGAACCCCAUUUGCGGGGGGCGUGUUCCGGAUGCGCCUGGUCCUAGGGAAGGAUUUCCCCGCCUCGCCGCCCAAGGGUUACUUCCUGACCAAGAUCUUCCAUCCGAACGUGGGUCCGAGCGGAGAGAUCUGUGUGAACGUGCUGAAGAGGGACUGGAGAGCGGAGCUGGGGAUCAGACACAUCUUACUGACGAUCCGGUGUCUGCUCAUCCAUCCGAACCCAGAGUCGGCUCUGAACCCAGAGGCUGGGCGCUUGCUGUUGGAGGGGUACCCCGCCUUCGCAUCGCGGGCACGUCUGCUCACCGAGAUCCACGCAAUUGGGGGGGCUGAGGGAGGGGGGCCCCCGCAGCCCAAGAAGCACGCCGGCGAGCGGGGUAGCCGGGGGGUGGGCGGGGGGGGCAGUGGCAAGAAGAAAGGGGGGGAGAAGAAACGAGCGCUACGCAGACUGUGAGAGAGAGAAAGAGAGGACCGGACGGGGGACCCCAAACCAGCACCCUGCACCCGCCACACCGGACUACUGCACACCUUUAUUGAUUCACAUAAACAAACUGUCAGUCUCUGUGAGUACCCCUCAGACUGGCCCCGUCCCCCUCAAACUGCAUUCACUUUGUUUAUUAAAUGUGUGUUUCUGGUUUUUAAAGCCUCUCAUUAGGGCUGUGUCGAUGUGCUCUCGAUCCGCUGGGAUCUGCAUCACUGUGCAGCCACCGUGCUGACUGGCUGCUUGUAUAUGAUGCAGGACUGGUUAUUCUCAACAGCAGGUCACAUGUGCUGCACUCAAAACCCAAAGGACUACAGCUCCCGUUAGCCCUCACUGUUACUGCCAGUGGAGAGGCAUGCUGGGGGCUGGAGUUUUUAUUCAGGUUCUGUCUCUGGCAGUGUUUUACAAUGUAAACGGAUUCAGCAGCCAACAUGUUCUUUCACGGUUUUUAUUCUGAUUCUCUUGACCAGCAGUGUUACCAAUGCAUACGCUAACCUCUCCUUCCAGCCACCUGUCUAAAGAACUACAGCUCCCAGCAGCCCUCACUGUCACUGCUGGUGCAGAGGCAUGCUGAGAGUUGUAGUUUAACUACUGAUAAAGGCUGGUCAAGGCUUCUUUUAAAAUCUGUUUCUUACCUCAUUAGCAAAAAGCAACACCAUCAAUGCUGCCUUAGAGGCAAGAGAAUGGGUUUUAAAGGUGGUCAGCACUUUUGUUUUUUUUUUUAAGGAGGGGCCAGUUAUAUUAAUAAAGCUAAUAAGAAGUAAGAGAAUGGGUUUUAAAGUGCUUGGCACUCUUCUUAAAGGACAGUGAUCCUUUCACUAAAGCUGAUUCUAACCUGUGUCGCAGGGUGCAGCAUUGUAACGAACGCCCGCUUGUUUCUCUCCUCUCUCUCUCACUGUAAAUGUUUGUAAAUAAACAGAAGACUAAUCUAGUAUACUAGCAAACCUGCUUUCUUUUGUUAAGGUUCAGUUACUGCAGUUUUUUCCCAUUGUUUUUAGUUUUCAGUGUAACUCCAUGCCCUUGCCUGUGUAAUAAUGACUUUGAUAUGUUUGUAACUGCCCCCAGCCCCCAUCAUGGGGUGUGGAAGGUGUGUGAAGACCCUUUUUAUAUCAGCUCCAGCCCCCACUCCACCGCCCCUGACAGUUGGAUCCCGUGAUCAUGUUGCUGGUGCUAAUAAGAAGGAAGAUGGGAUUUAAAGCCCUGGUUAUCUCAAAGAACUACCACUCCCAUCUCCCUCUGCCAUUGGAGCUGGUGCAGUUGCAUACUGGGAGCUGUAGUUUCUCUGGCGGUGCGGUUCUAUUGUAAACAGGAAUUGUCCAGUGCAGUCAGUACCACAACCAGCCACCUGUGUGAAAGACUACAGCUCCCAUGACCCUUCACUGGUACUGUGACUGCGCAGGCAUGCUGGGAGUUGUUUUUUCUGAUUGUCUCCAUGGUUCAAACCCUGUAUAGAAUUACAGCUGCACAGCAUUAUGUGACAGCCUCUUUCAACCACUAGAGGGAGCUUUGCUUCUGAACAGACUCCUAAUGGUAUUUGUUUCUGACUUGAGGAAGGUGUGGUUUCAGAAAUGACCACUAGGGGAGGGCAGCUGGGAUUCCUGUCCUCCUUCUGUGUGAAGCAGGGAUUUCAUACAGUGUUUGUCUGGCUGCUAGGAUUCUCCAGACAAGCUUGAAACAGCUCAGCCAGGUAAACAGUAAUGAAUGUCUGUUCACACACUCCAGGGUAUUAAACAGGAGAGACCCACACUAUAGGAUAUUAAACAGGAGAGACACACACACUAUAGGAUAUUAAACAGGAGAGACACACACACUAUAGGAUAUUAAACAGGAGAGACACUAUAGGAUACUAAACUGUUUUUCUAGCUCUCAGUAAAGUAGUUCAAAUACUGGCACGGCUGGUUUCACAGGCGGGGGGGUUAAGGGGGUGUGAUGUAUUGGGUGAGGGAGGGGCGCUGAAAGACAAUGUAUUUUCACUUUUCUAAAUUGUGCGUCAAAUUCUGCUUUUUUUUUUGUUUGUUUUUUAUUCUUGUUUACAUUAAGUUAUUUAAGUUAACUAUAUAAAAAAAAUAAAGGAAAAAUGAAAUGCUA
This is a messenger RNA of Acipenser ruthenus (sterlet), 3001 nucleotides long. Its product is annotated as ubiquitin-conjugating enzyme E2 S-like. The transcript is spliced from 4 exons. Bases 284 to 886 code for a protein of 200 amino acids. Lineage: Eukaryota; Metazoa; Chordata; Actinopteri; Acipenseriformes; Acipenseridae. The record is from RefSeq and is a predicted model, not a curated record.